AUGAAAUUAUCAGUACUUUCAACAUUAGCUAUUGCUUCAUUAAGUGCAGUUGAUGCAUUAACUAUUCAAAAUCCAUUUAAUUUACAACAACCUUUAAAUUUAGAUUUUGAUAAAUAUACUUCACAAUUAUCACAUUUAUUAUUUGAUGAAAAUAAACAAAAUGAAUUUUUCACUAAAGUUUCUAAAUUAUUUAAUGAACCAUUAGAUACUUUAACUUCAGAAACUAAACAAAUUUGGUCAGAUAUGAUUUUAAAUUCAAAAAAAUUUGCAGAUUUAAAAUUUACAACUCCAGGUAUUCCAAAAUCUUCAAUUGUAAAACAACAGUUUGAUUUUCAUGUAUCACAAGAUAACAUUCCAAAUCAUAAAUUAAGAGUUAAAUCUACACCAGAAGAUUUAGGAGUUGAUUCAGUAAAACAAUAUUCAGGUUAUUUAGAUGUUGAAGAUGAAGAUAAACAUUUCUUUUUUUGGGCAUUUGAAAGUAGAAAUGAUCCAAAAACUGAUCCAGUCAUUUUAUGGUUAAAUGGUGGUCCAGGUUGUUCUUCAACAACUGGGUUAUUUUUUGAAUUAGGUCCUUCAUCAAUUGAUGAAAGUUUAAAACCAGUUUAUAAUCCAUAUUCAUGGAAUAAUAAUGCUACUGUUAUCUUUUUAGAUCAACCAAUAAAUGUUGGUUAUUCAUAUUCUUCACAAUCUGUUUCAAAUACAGUUGCUGCUGGUAAAGAUGUUUAUGCAUUUUUAGAAUUAUUCUUCAAACAAUUCCCACAAUUUUUAAAAAAUGAUUUUCAUAUUGCUGGUGAAUCUUAUGCUGGUCAUUAUAUUCCAGUUUUUGCAAGUGAAAUAUUAAGUCAUCCAGAAAGAUCUUUUAAUUUAUCAUCUGUUUUAAUUGGUAAUGGUUUAACUGAUCCUUUAACUCAAUAUGAAUAUUAUCAACCAAUGGCUUGUGGUAAAGGUGGUUAUGAAAGUGUAUUAGAAGAAGAUCAAUGUCAAUCAAUGAGUGAUUCUAUUCCAAGAUGUCAAUCAUUAAUUGAAAAUUGUUAUGAAUCAGAAUCUGUUUGGUCUUGUGUUCCAGCUACUAUUUAUUGUAAUAAUGCUCAAAUGGGUCCUUAUCAACAAACUGGUAGAAAUGUUUAUGAUAUAAGAACAAUGUGUGAAGGUUCUAAUUUAUGUUAUGUUGGUUUAGAAUAUAUUGAUUCAUAUAUGAAUAAACCAGAAGUCAUGAAAGCUUUAGGAGCUGAAGUAUCAAGUUAUGAAUCAUGUAAUUUUGAUGUAAAUAGAAACUUUAUGUUUGCAGGUGACUGGAUGAAACCAUAUUUCAAAAAUGUUAUUGAUUUAUUACAAAAAGAUUUACCCGUAUUAAUUUAUGCUGGUGAUAAAGAUUUCAUUUGUAAUUGGUUAGGUAAUGAAGCAUGGACCAAUAAAUUAGAAUGGUCAGGAUCAAAAGGUUUUUCUAAAUCCCCAGUAAAACAAUGGAAAGUUGAUGGUAAUCAUGCUGGAGAUGUUAAAAAUUUUGAACAUUUUACAUUCUUAAGAGUUUUUGAAGCUGGUCAUAUGGUUCCUUAUGAUCAACCUAAAAAUUCAUUAGAUAUGGUAAAUAGAUGGAUUGCUGGUGAUCGUAAAUUUUAA
Molecule: messenger RNA, 1620 nt
Organism: Lodderomyces jiufengensis
Lineage: Eukaryota; Fungi; Ascomycota; Pichiomycetes; Serinales; Debaryomycetaceae
Gene: CPY1
Product: carboxypeptidase C
Exons: 1
Coding region: 1-1620 (539 amino acids)
Biological process (GO): proteolysis
Cellular component (GO): fungal-type vacuole
Molecular function (GO): serine-type carboxypeptidase activity
Source: RefSeq, a predicted model, not a curated record